Molecule: messenger RNA, 864 nt
Organism: Postia placenta MAD-698-R-SB12
Lineage: Eukaryota; Fungi; Basidiomycota; Agaricomycetes; Polyporales; Adustoporiaceae
Exons: 4
Coding region: 1-864 (287 amino acids)
Biological process (GO): translation
Cellular component (GO): ribosome; mitochondrial large ribosomal subunit
Molecular function (GO): structural constituent of ribosome
Source: RefSeq, a predicted model, not a curated record
AUGAAGCAUGGGAUCGCCUUCCGCAAGUUCUCGAGGACGUCCUCGCACAGAAUGCUCAUGCUGAGGAAUCUGGUCACCUCACUUUUCGAGCACGAGCAGAUCAAGACCACGCUGCCUAAAGCGAGGGAUACUGCGAGGCUGGCGGAGAAGAUCAUCACCAUGGGCAAGAAGGGCAGCCUCCCUGCAUACCGACGUGCGAAUGCGUUCCUGCUCAAGCCAGCACUACUUCCAAAAGUGUUCAAAGACUUUGCACAGCGCUAUGCGGACCGCCCUGGUGGGUAUACACGGAUACACAAGUUUGGUAACCGUCCAGGUGACAAUGCACCGCAUGCAAUCCUCGAGCUGGUCGACAACCCACGAGACCUACGGUUCGAGAUGACUGCGCGUGCCGUCGGAUGGGAGUUGCUGGGGAAGCGGCUGGGUCCCGGCGGCCCGAAGGCGCUAGCCAGGUCUGGCAUUACAGACCUUGAGCAAAUUGUAGAAAAGGAGCGAACACUGGGGCCGGAUCAACGAGGUGAAUUGCGAGCGAAGACACGAUGGAACGUGCAAAAGCUCUUGCGGUUUAGAAGUGCAGAUGCGGCGGCGACGUUGGUAGCAAAGGCUGAGGACCAUGCAGACACGCUACUUGCGCGACCACUUGCCUCCAAGGAGGCUGUCGAGAAGGACGCCAACGAUGGUGACGAAACACCGUAUGCGGGCCUCAAAUCCUUGAGACUGAAGGCAGGUCAGACGUUGCCGGGAGGAGCGCGAAGCGCCCUCAGUCUCGCCCAAGGAGCACUAGGCAAAGAGGUUACUGGCCGCCCGAGGUGGUUCGAGCGGAGAAAACUAGGCAUAGACAAGGCUACCAUCUGGGAUCAGGCUUGA